AUCACAUGUCUGGAGAAUAUUUUUAAACAAACAUGAAAUUUGUGAAUUUUACGGAUUCGUCAACAUAUAUUUCAUAAACGUUUAUACAGAGAAUGGCAUCAGAGAUUAAAGUAACACCUUUAGGAGCAGGGCAGGAUGUUGGAAGAAGUUGUAUUUUACUCACUAUUGGUGGGAAGAACAUUAUGUUGGAUUGUGGGAUGCACAUGGGCUAUAAUGAUGAACGGCGAUUUCCAGAUUUUACCUAUAUCACCAAUGAAGAGAAUGACAGAUUGACAGAUCAUUUAGACUGUGUCAUCAUUAGUCAUUUUCAUCUUGACCACUGUGGUGCCUUGCCUUACAUGUCUGAGAUGGUCGGUUAUGAUGGACCUAUAUACAUGACUCAUCCAACAAAGGCCAUCUGUCCUAUACUUCUAGAAGACUACAGAAAAAUCACAGUCGAACGAAAGGGAGAAGAAAAUUUCUUCACAUCUGAAAUGAUUAAAAACUGCAUGAAAAAAGUUAUAGCUGUUAAUCUGCAUGAAACUAAACAGGUUGAUGAGGAGCUAGAAAUCAAGGCUUACUAUGCAGGUCAUGUCCUUGGUGCAGCAAUGUUCCACAUUAAAGUAGGACAGCAGUCAGUUGUAUAUACGGGAGACUAUAAUAUGACCCCGGACAGGCAUCUAGGGGCAGCAUGGAUUGACAAAUGUCGCCCUGACCUACUUAUUACUGAAUCGACUUAUGCCACAACAAUACGAGAUUCCAAGCGCUGCAGGGAAAGAGAUUUCCUGAAAAAAGUUCAUGACUGCGUGGAGAAGGGUGGAAAGGUACUGAUUCCAGUGUUUGCCCUGGGCAGAGCACAAGAACUGUGUAUUUUAUUGGAGAGUUACUGGGAAAGAAUGAACAUAAAAGUGCCUAUUUACUUCUCACUAGGUCUCACAGAAAAGGCCAACCACUACUACAAGAUGUUUAUUACAUGGACAAGUCAGAAAAUUAAGAAAACUUUUGUUCAACGGAAUAUGUUUGAGUUUAAACACAUCAAGCCUUUUGACAGAGCUUACAUUGACAACCCUGGUCCGAUGGUGGUGUUUGCUACACCUGGAAUGUUACAUGCUGGGUUGUCUCUUCAGAUCUUCAAAAAGUGGGCACCUCAUGAUGUCAACAUGGUGAUAAUGCCUGGAUAUUGUGUAGCUGGUACUGUUGGUCACAAAAUUCUCAAUGGAGCUCGUAAAUUAGAGUUAGAGAACAAACAAAUGUUGGAGGUGAAGCUGUCUGUACAGUAUAUGUCCUUCAGUGCUCAUGCCGAUGCCAAGGGAAUCAUGCAGCUUAUCUCACAGUGUGAACCCAGAAAUGUCAUGCUUGUCCAUGGGGAGGCUGCAAAGAUGGACUUCUUAAAGAACAAAAUCCAGCAGGAAUUCGGUAUUGAUUGCUUCAAACCAGCUAAUGGGGAGACUGUCACCAUAGAAACGAUGCAUAAUAUUCAUGUGGAUAUUCCCCUUUCUUUAUUAAAGAGGGAAGCAUCAAAAACAGGAUUACUUCCCCCUGAUGCUAAAAGACCCAGGGUUUUACAUGGAGCUUUAGUCAUGAGGGGAAAUAGGCUGCAGAUCAUCGACCCCAGUCAGGCACUGAAGGAGAUGGGGGUGGAGGAGCACCACCUUCGGUUUACCUCCACCAUUUCUAUAGAGGAAGAAGGACCCUCCAACAAAGCUGCAGAGAAAAUCUAUCAACUAGUAAAGAGAAAACUGAAGGAUUUUUCCAUUCACUAUUCAUCGGACGGUUCUAUAUCCAUAUCAGACUCCGUCCUUAUCCAGGUAUCUGGAGAUGAAGAUGAAGCCAAGUCUGUCCUUGUAUCCUGGUCUCAUCAGGAUGAAGAUAUUGGAAGUUUUCUUCUUCAGUUAUUGAGAGAGGAUCCUUCAUUGGUUCAGGCAGUAUGAGUGAUAUCUUUUUCUAGCUGAUGUUGUAUAGGGUUUAAUCUUUGCUUGAACUCAGAUGAGCAGUCAAUUUUGAGGUGACUUUGUGACUGUUGAUUGUUAAAGGAUACUAUAUGAAUAAGCAUAACAUUGAAA
Messenger RNA from Saccostrea echinata, 2042 nucleotides. RefSeq names its product integrator complex subunit 11-like. The record is from RefSeq and is a predicted model, not a curated record. Gene Ontology annotation, cellular component: nucleus. Bases 93 to 1910 code for a protein of 605 amino acids. Gene Ontology annotation, biological process: snRNA processing. The transcript has 18 exons. NCBI's taxonomy places the organism in Eukaryota, Metazoa, Mollusca, Bivalvia, Ostreida, Ostreidae.